This is a messenger RNA of Diachasmimorpha longicaudata, 2102 nucleotides long. It is a transcript of the gene nAChRbeta2, whose product is annotated as acetylcholine receptor subunit beta-like 2. The transcript has 9 exons. Gene Ontology annotation, cellular component: postsynaptic membrane; neuron projection; synapse. Gene Ontology annotation, biological process: signal transduction; monoatomic ion transmembrane transport; chemical synaptic transmission. The coding region runs from base 462 to 2030 and encodes 522 amino acids. Gene Ontology annotation, molecular function: acetylcholine-gated monoatomic cation-selective channel activity; transmembrane signaling receptor activity. Lineage: Eukaryota; Metazoa; Arthropoda; Insecta; Hymenoptera; Braconidae. The record is from RefSeq and is a predicted model, not a curated record.
CACGUUCAUGAAACUCCGCGAUUUUUCGCUCCAAGUCCCGAUGAAUACUCUGAGUUCCACAGAUGAAUCUCACGGAGCUGAGACCCGCUCCGUAAUUAUCGAGGGCAGAUUUCGCUGCUGCUACCACUUCUUUGUUAUUCUGAGAACAACAACGGAAGAAAAUUCACUUUCAUCGUAAUUCAGGUGCCGGCCGAUUUGAUUCCGUCUAGUUCAGACGUCAGUAUCUCCGGAAGAGAACUAAAUUGCGAUACAAAGCAAUUUUUACGUGCGGUAAUGAGCCUCGAAUUUAUGCGGAACAUGUUUUGAUGUCUGAUAUACUGACUCCAGAGGUUUGGUAUCGAUAGAAUGACUGCUGACAGCAGGCACUAGAGAUCGCCAGGUAGAAACCGGUUUGGCUUCAAAAUGGAUCAGUGGGGGAUAUUCUAUCCUAGGAUACUACCGGAAUAGGACCAGGACCAAAAAUGUUCGAAGCUAAUCCAGACACUAAAAGACUUUACGACGAUCUACUGUCAAAUUACAAUCGUUUAAUUCGACCAGUCGCUAAUAAUACUCAGCCAUUGAUCGUUUGGCUAGGAUUAAAGUUAUCUCAGCUCAUUGAAAUGAAUUUGAAGAAUCAAGUGAUGACAACAAAUGUUUGGGUCGAGCAGAAAUGGUUCGAUUACAAACUUCAAUGGAAUCCUGACGAAUACGGUGGUGUAAAAAUGUUGUAUGUUCCUUCAGAAAAUAUCUGGCUGCCAGAUAUUGUUUUAUAUAAUAACGCUGAUGGCAAUUACGAAGUGACCCUCAUGACAAAAGCUACAGUGACAUGGGAGGGUGAGGUCUACUGGAAGCCCCCGGCAAUCUACAAGUCAUCAUGUGAGAUAAACGUUGAGUACUUUCCCUUCGACGAGCAAUCCUGCCUCAUGAAGUUCGGAUCCUGGACAUACAACGGAGCCCAAGUGGAUUUGAGGCAUAUGCUGCAGGCCAGUGGAAACAAUCUCGUGGAGAAGGGGAUCGAUCUUAGCGAUUUUUACAUGUCCGUGGAGUGGGACAUCCUGGAGGUGCCAGCAGCAAGAAAUGAGGAGUAUUAUCCUUGUUGCACUGAACCCUAUACCGACGUUACGUUUAACAUUACAAUGAGAAGAAAAACGUUGUUUUAUACGGUUAAUUUGAUUAUUCCCUGUGUGGGAAUCACUUUCCUCACUGUUCUGGUGUUCUAUCUGCCAAGUGACUCCGGUGAAAAGGUUUCACUGUGUUCAUCAAUUCUACUGUCUCUCACAGUGUUCUUCCUCCUACUAGCCGAAAUUAUCCCACCGACAUCACUGGCUAUACCACUCCUCGGAAAAUAUCUGCUCUUCACCAUGAUCCUCGUGACUCUGUCCAUCUGGAUAACAGUUGUCGUGUUGAAUGUGCAUUUUCGAUCGCCCUCAACACAUUUCAUGUCCCAUUGGGUUCGCGUAGUUUUUCUCAAUUGGAUGCCACGCAUGUUGAGAAUACGCAGGACCCCUUAUUCAACACCUGAGUACAGUGAUAUGUUCUUGGAGACUGGUUAUUCCAACGAAAUUGCCGACUAUAGCUAUGGGGAUAGUGUAAGCGAAUACACAUCAGACUUGAAGGAGAAUCCGGACGAAUUUGACAGAGUAACUCUCGCGUACAAGAAUAUGGAGGAUGACAAUGGGCAUCAUCACCACGACCGUGUCUCUUCGGACCACGAGCACGACAAUAUUCUACUGAGGCACGCUUCCCCGGAUGUUAUUUCCGCUCUUAAGGGCGUAUGCUUCAUCGCCCAGCACAUUAAAGACGCAGACAAGGAUAACGAAGUGAUAGAGGACUGGAAAUUUGCUGCAAUGGUUUUAGAUAAGUUUUUCCUCUGCCUGUUCACACUGGCCUGCACCGGUGGCACUAUUGGAAUAAUCUUCCAAGCACCAAGUCUGUACGACACUCGACCCUCACUCGAUGAACAACGAACACCAGGAAUACCGAUACCUGGUGGACGAGAUGUGCGAACAUUCGGUGUCAAUGAUCUCGACAUUAUUUUUCAUGAAACAUGAGGAUAUUUGUCAAUUUUAUAAUUGUUUUCAAUAAUAAUUUACCUCAAUAAAAUCCACGUUGCGACCCCGCCA